AUAACAUUUACUUGAAAAGAACAUUUAGUAACUAUCAUACAGUAAUAGUUACUGUAUUAGCAAUUAAUCUUAUAGUUAACUUAGUCAUACAAUAAUAACAUACGAAACAAUUAUGUUAAUUUUUGGCCAAUUAGUCCAAAUUGUUUUAUUAGUAUUAAUAUCAGUAAAUAUUUUGCUAAUCAAAACUAGUACUGAUCUCUGCGAUGAUACUACUAUUACUAAUAGUAAUCCGACUACUUCUACCCCUAUCCCUACUACUAGUAGUAGACCUAUAUUGGGAUCGCUAUACAAUAUAACACGUGGUAUUAGUUUUCCCGUAUCAUUGAAGACCAACAACACUGAUAAACAUUUUUGCGGCGGAUCUAUAAUAAGUCCCCAUUGGAUACUAACAGCAGCCAGUUGUGUAUAUAAUCGUACAGUUUCUAGUUUUUACAUUAAUAUUCUCGGAGAGCGCUAUCCGGUCAACCAAACCGUUAUACACGACCAAUACUCGGCCGCGGCUCACGAAAACAAUAUAGCAUUGGUUAGGGUUGACAGAUAUAUUUCGGACAACAGCUUUAACGAAAUGAUAGCAAUUGCCGACCAACCGCCUGCUAACUGGUCACCAGCUUAUCUGCACGGUUGGGGACACGGAAAAUACAGUUGGGGUAUGAAUACAUAUAAUGCCCGGACAAUCGAUUUGCAACAGUGCACUGGUAUGAUGUUGUCGUCGAUAUCGGUCAACAAUACCAACAACAACAACACAAAUGCAACAACAAAUACACCGAUCAUUAAUAGUAACAAAGUUUGUUUGGUAACCCUUAAAGGAGAGGGUGUCUGUAAUGAUGAUGUAGGUGGUGCAGUGACAAUAGAUAAACAAAACCAAGGUCAAUUAGAUCAUAGUAGAGAAAAAAUACUAAUCGGUAUCAUAUCGGUAGACAUGGCCUGCGGUAUCGAUGGUCGACCCCAAGUUGUUACCAGUAUUUAUCCAUAUAUUCAAUGGAUUAACAAUAAAACAAAUAUACAUGCGAUUAGUAAUAAUAAUAAUAAUAAUAACAACAAUACUAAUAAUGUUGACAAUCGGCCGGUUAUUUGUUUAACAAAAUUAUCCCGAUAUCAUAGUGGCCAUACCGCGGCAUUGAAAGAUGAAUUUAAUGACCACUUAUGCGGCGGUACUAUCAUUGGGGCAAAUUGGAUACUAACGGCUGCCAGUUGUGUAUAUAAUCGUUCCUUAUCAAAAAUUUAUGUUGGUGUCGGUAGACAAAAUUUCCGAUAUAAUGAUACAUACUAUGGUGUCGACCAAAUCAUUAUCAACGACCAGUACUCGCCAGUGACUAAACAACAUAAUAUAGCACUGGUUAGGGUCGAGCCCUACAUAAGUGACAAUUCACACGUACGUAUAGUUCAAUUGGCCGAUCAACCAGUUAUUGACGACUCGACUUUAGCCGAAAUAACCAGUUGGGAAACUAAAUGGGGUCAUACAUAUCGAGUCCGUACACUUGGUUGGCAAAAGUGUAAGUCUAUAAUGACUAACAACACCAUCACCACAAACAACACAACAACAAACAUAGAUAGUAGUAAUGAUUGUUUAGUGAAAUACGAUAAGUAUGGCGUCUGUAAUGGUGAUGAAGGUGGACCAGUGACUAUAGAUAGACCACAACAACUGCCCGGAUAUUGUGUCGAUAGUGAAGGAAAAAAUAAUGAACGACUACUAAUAGGUAUCCUAUCAACUGGACUGUCCUGCAAAUCUGGUCGACCCGAAGUUAUGAUGAGUAUUAACCCAUAUCUACAAUGGAUUAAACAGAAAACCAAUAUAACUGCUGUUAUUAGUAGUAGUAAUAGUAACGAUAAUAAUAAUAAUAAUAAUAAAGACAUUCAGCCGGUAAAAAUCAUAAGUGAUGAUCCGACUUGGAGGGAUCCCAACAAAACUAGUCAUUUCCCGUUUGGUUUGGGUUAUACGGCAUCGUUGAUAGACAACCAAUUGAAACAACACUUAUGUAGCGGUAGUAUCAUUGGUACGAAUUGGAUACUAACGGCUGCCAGUUGUCUACAAAAUCGUACAGUUUCAAGCAUUUUUGUUGGUGUCGGUAGAAAUGAUUAUAAAUUCAAUGAUAGCUACUAUGCUGUCGACAAAAUUAUUAUACACGACAAGUACUCGUCUGAGACUAAACAAAACAAUAUAGCACUGGUUAGGGUUGAGCCCUAUAUUCGUAACAGUGAUUUGGUUGGUAUAAUACGAUUGGCUGAUGAAAAGCAAUUAGUUGUCGAUGAGGGAUAUCCGGCCCAAAUAGGCGGUUGGGGAUCGAAAACUGUUUGGUGGUUUCUACAUACACUCAAUGUAAAGAUAUUUGGUUGGCAACAGUGUAAAUCUAUUAUAGCAAACAAUAUCAUGACUACCAACGCCAACACAACAACAACAACAAUCAUCGACAGUAGUAAUGUUUGUUUGGUGGCCGAUAAAGGAAAGGGAGCCUGUAAUGACGAUGAGGGCGGACCUGUUAUUAUGACAUUAAGUACGAAACCAAAAGAUGAACCCAAAGAUAACAGAUUUUUUGGCCCUUUGAUAGUAUAUUCAGAAUAUAAGGUAUUAAUGGGUGUCCUAUCUAGCGAUCUGUCCUGUGGUCAGUCCGGUCGACCCGAUAUUGUUACCAAUGUUGCCGCUCAUCGCCAAUGGAUUAGAGAGAAAACUGGAAUCUAAUUAAACUUUAUUUUUUACUGAAUAAGUGUUUAAAUUAAAUAUUUUGAAAAAUUUGAAACAAUAAUAUUUUAUUUUAAUAAAUGGUUAUAAUAUAA
This is a messenger RNA of Oppia nitens, 2772 nucleotides long. RefSeq lists its product as uncharacterized. The record is from RefSeq and is a predicted model, not a curated record. The coding region runs from base 113 to 2677 and encodes 854 amino acids. Gene Ontology annotation, biological process: proteolysis. The transcript has 7 exons. Lineage: Eukaryota; Metazoa; Arthropoda; Arachnida; Sarcoptiformes; Oppiidae. Gene Ontology annotation, molecular function: serine-type endopeptidase activity.